GCACGUGGCGCCAUCUAGUGGCCAUUUGUUAGCCAUGGCUGACGAGCAAGCCAAUAUUGUCGCAGACAUUAGAGCCAAGUGGGUUCGCGGUCAUGAACGCUAGAUGGCGCCACGAGCAACGAGGCGAGUGGAUCGUGUGGAAACAUGAACGGACGGGCAAAGUAAAGAGGUUCGUUUUGUUUACUCCGUAGAAUCGUGAAUCGUAACGGUCUUUCGGAACAAUGAUGAAUGAUCACGGGAACGACGAAAGGGGUAGGAAGAGGAAGAAGAAACGAUCCCGCAUUCAAAUGGCGAAAAAGUUCGCGAGGAAGAGGAAUUACGAUUCGGACGUGGACUCGGAUACUUAUCAGUACAUGGUGCACGUUCUGGAGUUAAUGAAAAAUGAUUUUCCGACUGGCAAGGAGAGGUCUGUGUUCGUGAACAAUGUGUACGAACAGACCGUCGGUCACGAAGUAGAGUAUGCCAAGAAUCAAGUUGGCUCGAGGAUACUAGAUUCGUUAUUGAAGUACGCGAGUUUAGAGACCAUCCAAAGGUUGACAGACGCUUUCAAUGCUUCUUUGAGACCACUGUGCAGCGACAGAUUUGCCAGUCACGUGUUGCAGAAGAUCCUGUUGGUCUGCGCAGACCGAGGAAACGGAACCGAGGUUUCAGAAUCGGAGCGAUGCCGUUACAACGAUGCAGCGUUGAAACUGAGCAGAUAUUUAAUCAACAACGUGGAAGAGUUCGCGUUCGACACGUACGCGAAUCAUCUUUUAAGAACCGUCUUCGAGUGUCUCGGUGGCCUGAUUGACAGGCCCGAGAACGUCGACAGAAAGAAGAUGAUCUUCUCCGACAGACGACCGGUCACGCAAGAAUACAAAGAAUUGUUAUCCAGAGCGUGCAAUGUAUUGUACAACUGGCCUCGGUUCAUCGAGUUUGGUCAAGACGAGCUUACGUCCGGACUGCUGCAGAGCGUACUCUACUCUGCGAAGGACGCGCUCCCGGAAGUGGCCGAAGCUUACAUCGAUAAAAUUACGAGCACUUGUUUCCAGCCUGGCAAGAAUCAAGAGCCGUCGAACGUUUUCGACGCGGAGUGCUCCACCAGAUUAUUGGAGGCUUGUUUGGCGGUAGCGGCUCCGAAAUCAUUUAGCAAAAUUCGCGAGAAUUAUUUCUCGGGCCAGUUGAAGCGACUGUCGUUGGCGGUCGGCACGAACUUCAGCGUGCAGAGGCUGCUGGACCACUGCACCAUGAAAGAAGAUUUCGAAGAGAUACUCGAGGAACUGCGUACGUGUUUCUCCGAGAUCAUCGACAAGGGUCACACGGGGGUGUUGGUCAGCGUGGCGAACACCUGUUUAAGACUUCGAGCGCAGCAGGGCGCGUUCUUGACAGAUCUGUUGAAAGCCCUUCAUUGCGAGAGCAACGACAGACAGGUCCGAAUGGCGAACUGCAUGGCAGGCCUGAAGACGUACGAACAAUUGGAAAACUCGCGGAAGGAAAACGUCGAUGCGAAAACAUCGAUCAAUUUGCACGGGAGUUUGGUGAUACAGGCCGUUCUCAGAUUCAACAAACCGAUAAAAUUAGUGAACUCGUUGCUGGAAAUGGAGGAAGAGGACUUCGUACGCUUGCUCGAAGACCCGAAAGGAAGUCGCAUCGUGGACGCGUUCAUGGACAGUGAAUUCAUCGGCGAGAAGAGCAGGGAGAAGCUUGGGAAAAAGUUGAAAGGGCACUGGUCGCGUUUAGCUCGCAGCACCCACGGCUCUAGAUGUUUGGACAGAAUAUGGGAAUGGGCCCGGACGAAUCAAAGGAUAUUGAUCAUGGAGGAGCUCGCGGCAGCGGGGGAGUCGAUGCGUUCCACGAAGUCCGGACAAAUCAUCUCGAACAAAUUGAACGUUCCGCUGUUCGCAAGAAGCCAGAAGGAUUGGACGGAAGCGCAAGGAAGAGAAAAGAAGACGAAGGCUCUCUUCGCGGACGUAAUACAAGGAGGAGGAGGCGGCGGCGGCUCGAAGAAGAGGGCAGACAAAUAAAGCGACCAUCGUGACAUAGAAUAA
This is a messenger RNA of Ceratina calcarata, 2027 nucleotides long. RefSeq names its product nucleolar protein 9. The record is from RefSeq and is a predicted model, not a curated record. The transcript has a single exon. Lineage: Eukaryota; Metazoa; Arthropoda; Insecta; Hymenoptera; Apidae. Gene Ontology annotation, cellular component: preribosome, small subunit precursor; nucleolus; 90S preribosome. Gene Ontology annotation, biological process: endonucleolytic cleavage in 5'-ETS of tricistronic rRNA transcript (SSU-rRNA, 5.8S rRNA, LSU-rRNA); endonucleolytic cleavage in ITS1 to separate SSU-rRNA from 5.8S rRNA and LSU-rRNA from tricistronic rRNA transcript (SSU-rRNA, 5.8S rRNA, LSU-rRNA); endonucleolytic cleavage to generate mature 5'-end of SSU-rRNA from (SSU-rRNA, 5.8S rRNA, LSU-rRNA). Gene Ontology annotation, molecular function: RNA binding. The coding region runs from base 222 to 2003 and encodes 593 amino acids.